AUGGACCGACAUAUCCAACGCCUUGUCUGUAAGCGUUGUUGGGAUACAAUCUUCUCUUAUGACACUUUCCUACGUAUCUGGGCCACCGCCGCGGACCCAACUCAUUUAUCACAGCACAGCUACUGCAGUCCUCCAUGGGAGGCAAUGCAGAGAUCUAUUGACCUCAUGUGCGAGUGGUGCGAUUUGGUCUGUGAGGAGAUCCAAUUCUACUACCGUCAUAAAACAAAGAGUAGAGGUGAUCCACCACCUGAGGCAACAUUCCCGUUGACUGUACAAUUCGUGCAUAAGCCACCACAGUCUCUGUAUUUGAAGUUGACAGUGGGUGAUUGGACGCCCAAGUGGCUGGUAUACUCAGCGGAUGCUGGACAAUACAUUACAGACUGCGUGAACCAUCAUAAGAACUGUACACGGCGACGAGCAACCCUUUUGCCAACCCGAGUGAUUGACUGCGGUAACCCUGCAAAUCCACGACUGCAAAUUGGUGUCCAAGGAGAGCAUUCAUAUGUCACUCUCAGCUAUGUCUGGGGAGAGGAUCAACCUUUCAAAACAACAACGAAGAACAUAGAGAAAUAUACUCGAGGCAUUGAUAUUUCCAGAGUCCCACAAACCAUUCGCGACGCAAUCACCGUAACUCACCGCCUAGGGCUACGGUUCUUAUGGGUGGACGCGUAUUGCAUCAUCCAGGACUCGAAGGAGGACAAAGCCGAGCAGAUUUCACACAUGAGAGACAUUUUUCAUCAUGCUUAUGUGACUAUCAUCGCCGCAUGUGCGUCCAAAGUAAGCGACGGCUUCUUGCAUGACCGCAGGCCCGGGUUUCCAGCUCCAAGCACACUUCCGUUCCGAACUCCCGAUGGUGCUCUGGGGACGAUGUUUCUGAGCCACGGAACUGAUCUCCGACCCGAGCCAGUGAACAGUCGGGCAUGGUGCUUAGAGGAACGAGUUCUGUCACCACGGUCUCUAGUCUAUUGCUCCCACACAGUGCAGUACGAAUGUCAGACCGAGCACAUGAAUAUUGACCGUGCCGCAGACCCACGAGACGUUAGAGAUGACAUCGUGCAACUACCGUCUUGGGUCUUCCACGAUCGUUUCCUUUCCAGUCCAUUCAUGGUCCCUGGAAUCGAAGAUGCAGAGCGCAUACUAGACAACACAUGGAGGAAGAUCAUUAGCUGCUAUACACAGCGUACCCUUACAAAACCGGGAGAUCGCCUAAUCGCAGUGUCUGGACUAGUACAAAAGCUUCAUCAACAUUGGCCAAAGGGUCAAGAAGAAACUCCCGUCUAUCAUGCCGGACUUUGGUCUCACCACCUCCCAGGAUGCCUCAUGUGGACAGUUCAACGGCGCAAGUUCCCACGGCCCGCUACUUAUCGGUCACCCUCUUGGAGUUGGGGCGCGGUCGAUGGCGAAAUUGAGUACGCUACCAGAGAUGUUUCCAACAUGAUUUGCGAGGUCCAAUACUGUCGAACUUUUCUCGCACGUGAAGAGCACCCGUAUGGUAAAGUCAUUGGUGGGAUGCUAAUCCUGCGGGCAAUGGUUAGAAGGGCAAUUUGGGAUCCGGAAAAUGGCAAUUUAUUCGAGCUUCAUGAGGUGAUUGCGGCGGGCGAAUAUCACUCAGAGGAACAAGGGGAUGAUGGAGAAAUCGGAUAUGUUACAGCAGAUGCCCUAGAACCGGCGUCCAGUAGCGUUGGGGAGGUUCACUUGGCCAUUUUGAUGAAAACUGACAUGACGGUGCAAGGCCUUGUAAUGGAGCGGAAUUUCACAACUGGUACCAGCGCGAAGACCGCUGGAAUCGUUGAGCAAAAGGAAAUGGCAUUCGGUCUGAACAUAGAAACCUUUCGCCGUCUCGGGACAUUCACGGCGCCUUUUUGUGAUCGGGAUAUAUGGUUUUCCACACCCUCCCAGGUGAUACAAAUCAUAUGA
Molecule: messenger RNA, 1917 nt
Organism: Aspergillus costaricaensis CBS 115574
Lineage: Eukaryota; Fungi; Ascomycota; Eurotiomycetes; Eurotiales; Aspergillaceae
Product: HET domain-containing protein
Exons: 2
Coding region: 1-1917 (638 amino acids)
Source: RefSeq, a predicted model, not a curated record